AUGGUGAUCACAAGGACAAAAGGUCAGAUAUUUGGCUACAUUAAAGACAGCAUAAAGGCCAGGCUCAACAGCUGGAAGAACAAGCUUCUAAGUGCAGCAGGAAAAGAGGUGAUGCUAAAAACAGUGACAAUGGCUAUGCCAAUUUAUGCAAUGUCUUGUUUCAAGUUACCAGCUACACUUUGCAAGGAAAUCACAGGACUGAUUGCCAAAUACUGGUGGGGUGAAGCAGAAGGGAGAAACAAAAUACACUGGUGCUCCUGGGAUAAGAUGAUGAAGGCAAAAAUGGAUGGAGGUUUGGGGUUCAGGAAUUUAAUAUGCUUCAACAAGACGCUACUGGGAAAGCAGAUUUGGAGGAUGCUCAGAUUUCCAAAUCUGCUGGUUAGUAAAAUUCUAAAAGCUAAGUACUUUCCUAAGGAUUCCAUUUUGAACUGUAAAAUCCCCAAAAACUCUUCCUGGUUUUGGCAAAGUAUAAUGUCAGCUAGGGAGGUAGUUAAGGGGGGUGUACUGAAGAGAGUCGAAUCAGGAAAGAGUAUUAGAAUCUGGAAAGACCAAUGGAUCCCAAACAAUCUGAAUGGAAGACCAACUACAAUGGGGCCAGAUAGGGGGGAGGAGCAGAAAGUGGAGGAACUAAUCUCACACUUCAGAUGGAAUAGGAAUGAAGUCUACAGGAGGUUCAACAGGGAGGAUGCGGAUAAUAUUUUGAAAAUUCCAAUCAGUUUGUCAAGCUCAGGGGACAAGCACUUUUGGAUACAUAGCAGACAUGGGGAAUAUUCAGUUAAAUCUUGCUACCAGACUUUACUCAAGGAAGAGAAGAGGAAAGAAAGUGAUGCGAGAGGAGAGUCUGGUUCAAGCUAUGAUGAUUCCAACACACAAAUUUGGAAAACUCUUUGGGAGCUGAACAUUAAGCAUAAGAUCAAGCUAUUCAUUUGGAGAUGUAUUACGAAUACAUUGACAGCUAGGGAAUCAAUAUUCAGGCGAACAAGGCAAGGAUCGCCAUUUUGCUCAAGAUGUGGGGAUGGCAUAGAAACAGUAGAACAUAUUCUUUUCCACUGUCAACAGGCUCAGAAGGUUUGGAAGCUUGCACCAGUACAAUGGGAUGGCUUACAGAACCAAACAGGAUGCUUCAAGCAAUGGUGGACAGAAUUAGUCCAAGCCAGAAGUAGGAACGGAGGAAGGCAGCAUAUUGCAUUAACAGCUAAUAUACUUUGGCAACUAUGGAAGGACAGAAAUGAAAUGGAAUUUGAAGGGAAAGAGAGAGAUGGAUGGAAAAUUGUACAUAAAGCUAGUACAGAAUGGAUGGAGUAUGAGGAAGCCGGGAAAGGGAAAAAAGAGAGGAGUACAUCAGAAACAGAGGAAGCAAGAGAAAGAGCAAGGGAGGAAGGAAGAGAGGAGGAAGACCUGAUGGAACUUCAAAUUGCUACCAAGAAAUCAGCUGAGGGCAAGAAACUGGGAAUUGGUGUUGUAGCCAGGCAGACUGGAGGGAGAAUCAGAGCUGAAUGGAAAUUAGUUGAAAGAAGUUCGGAAAAGGAUAUUCAAGAUGAAGCCGAAGCAGUAAGACUGGCAAUGUUGAAAGCAAGACAAUUGAGCUGGCAGAGAAUCAAAAUCAUCAAUGCUAACAAACAGCUUAUCGCUUUACUUAAAUCUGGGAAAGGAGACAAUCCAAAUACUGCUACAUUGGUUGAAGACAUACAAGCUUUAGCUAAUCUGUUUCAAAUGUGCUCUUUUGAAGAAAGGACUAGUAGUAAUAUGACUCUAUGUAAUCACAUUAGUCUUUAUGCUUUAAGCAUAUUUAGGGAUGAUGAGAGAUUUUUUGGCUCUCCUUAA
Coffea eugenioides is the source of this 1824-nucleotide messenger RNA. RefSeq lists its product as uncharacterized. The coding region runs from base 1 to 1824 and encodes 607 amino acids. The record is from RefSeq and is a predicted model, not a curated record. Gene Ontology annotation, molecular function: nucleic acid binding; RNA-DNA hybrid ribonuclease activity. NCBI's taxonomy places the organism in Eukaryota, Viridiplantae, Streptophyta, Magnoliopsida, Gentianales, Rubiaceae. The transcript has a single exon.